This is a messenger RNA of Phyllopteryx taeniolatus (common seadragon), 7006 nucleotides long. Its product is annotated as HHIP-like protein 1. Bases 948 to 3905 code for a protein of 985 amino acids. The transcript has 14 exons. Gene Ontology annotation, cellular component: membrane. NCBI's taxonomy places the organism in Eukaryota, Metazoa, Chordata, Actinopteri, Syngnathiformes, Syngnathidae. The record is from RefSeq and is a predicted model, not a curated record.
GGAAAUGACAGAGACAAGAGAGGAGGUCUGGGAAUGCUGAGCAGGGUAGAAGUGGGGAGGGGGAGUUGGAAAGUUGCAACUUCAGGGCAACGUAGACCGCAUGCUAUGAGAAGGAAUGCGUGUGUCUUUGUAGGCUAGCAAAGGGAUAGAAGCGAGAAGGGGACAGGAGGUGGAGGAAAGAUGCAAAGAGGGAGGGAUCUCGAGUGCGCUGCAGCGUGGCUUGCUGCACGUCUGAAUGAAAGGACCUCUCUCUCCCCUGCUGUCUGGAUGUAUGCUGUCCGUUCACUGCAAUUAGCGAGCACAUGUCCCGAGAAAACAAAACAGAACCCGUCGUUUCUUUCUAAGACGGAAGACGACUUUUGACUCAAGCAACUUUCAUUUCCUUUUGUGCACGCUUUGCACCUCCUCUAGUAGGCUGGAUUACAUCGUUGCCUUGUGGCUGCUUUCGUAAGGAUUGCCCAGCAUCCAGCAAAUGUUUUAUCUGGGACAAUUUGGCAUGUGAUGGACAUUAGAAUUACAAACUUUGUUUUGGUCAUCGGAUUAAAGAUCAGAGGUUGAACCUGAAACGCUGAGGACUUUGGGGGAAACAUCUACACACCACCUGGGCAAAUGCACAGCAGAUUUCCAUCAGAAAGCACUGGACCUGGAUCACUGGAAGCACUUUUCAUUUUCUUUUGUUUUACUUUUGGAAUCAUUUGUCGUAUAGGGGUGAUUUGUGGGUGUAUUUCUUAUGACUUACCUGAGUGAGCUGUCAGACAAUUUGCAAACAGGCGUGAUGUGAGGCCAGCGUGCUGUCCAGGAACAUCAAUACUUGACAAUCAGUUGUCGAUUGAGCUAACUUCAGUGUUAGCGUUGAAACGUAUAUUCUCUCAUGACACCUGUUCACGUCGCAUUUGUGCUUUUGUGUACGUCUAACUUCACAUCACACAUUCACAAGCUAUACUGACAUGCUACUUACUAACAAGUUAAGUCAAGCCCAACUGAACUCAUUGAAAAAAAAAAUAAAAAUGACCUUACCAAAAUGCAAACUGAACCAACAUCACAUCCCGGGAUGGGACUCGCCCCCUCAUCUUCUUCUCACCAUGCUCCUGCUGUUCUCCCAAGUGGGGUGGGGGGGCUGUCAUCCUCAAUGUUUGGAUUACAAACCACCGUUCGAGCCACAGAAGCCACUGCUCUUCUGCAAAGAGUACGCCAAAUUCGGAUGCUGCGGUGAGGAAAAAGAUCAUCAGUUGUCAGUCAGGUUUUACUCCAUCAUGGAGCACUUUGAUCACUCUGGUUUUGUCACCUGUGGAAGGUACAUCCGCAGCAUCCUCUGCCAGGAGUGUUCUCCAUAUGCUGCCCAUCUGUAUGACGCAGAGGAUGCAAACACACCCAUGCGCAUUUUGCCAGGACUGUGUGGCAGCUAUUGCAACGACUACUGGCAUCAGUGUAGAUACACACUGAGUCUCCUCCUGGAGGACAAGGUGGACCCAGGGCAGUAUGCAAACCUGACCGCCACACUUGAGGAAGAUCACAGACGGUUCUGUGAAUUUCUGGAGCUAAAGGACAACCAGUACUGCUACCCUAAUGUCUUGACAAAUGCAGAACUAAAUGCUAAUCUGGGUUUGGUUCAAGAGGACGCCGAAGGCUGUCUAGAGAUUUGCUUGCAGGAAGUUGCAAAUGGGCUCCGGAACCCGGUGGCGAUGGUCCACGCAGAUGAUGGAACACACCGUUUCUUUGUGGCUGAGCAGCUGGGCUAUGUUUGGGUGUAUCUGCCCAACGGCUCCAGGAUCGACCGCCCGUUCCUCAACCUCACACGCGCUGUCCUGACAUCACCUUGGGCUGGAGACGAGAGAGGAUUCCUGUGCAUAGCCUUGCAUCCAAGGUUCACCAAUGUCAGAAAAGCUUAUGUUUAUUACUCGGUGUCCGUCAAGAAGGAGGAGAGGAUACGCAUCAGCGAGUUCACACUGUCAACACAUGAUGACAACCAACUUGACCACACCUCGGAGAGAACCAUCCUGGAGUUGGUAGAACCAGCAUCCAAUCAUAAUGGGGGCCAGCUAUUGUUCGGCCAUGACGGAUAUUUGUACAUCUUCAUUGGGGAUGGUGGUCGAGCUGGGGACCCCUUUGGAAAAUUUGGCAACUCUCAGAACAAAUCAACCCUCCUUGGCAAGGUGCUACGCGUUGAUAUUAACAACAACGAUGAUGGUGCACCUUACAGCAUCCCUUCAGACAACCCAUUCCUGGACGAGAAGGAGAGCCUCCCAGAGAUUUACGCUUAUGGUGUACGCAACAUGUGGCGUUGCUCGAUUGACCGUGGAGACCCGAAGACAGGCUUUGGUCGAGGAAGGAUGUUCUGUGGUGAUGUAGGACAGAACAAAUAUGAGGAAAUAGACCUUAUUCUUAAAGGAGGCAAUUAUGGAUGGAGGGCAAAAGAAGGCUUCAGCUGCUAUGACCGCAAACUCUGCCGUAACUCUUCGCUGGAUGACAUCUUGCCUAUCUUUGCCUACCCCCAUAAGUUGGGCAAAUCAGUGACAGGAGGAUACAUCUACAGAGGUUGCCAGAUGCCCAAUCUAAAUGGACUCUACAUCUUUGGGGACUUCAUGAGCGGGCGUCUGAUGUCUCUGAAGGAGAAUGUGAUAACAGGUGAAUGGGAGUACAAUGAGGUCUGUAUGGGAAGAGGCCAGACCUGCAUGUUCCCCAAACUCAUCAACAGCUACUAUAAAUACAUCAUCUCUUUUGCUGAGGAUGAGGCAGGUGAAUUGUAUUUUCUUGCCUCGGGUGCCCCAAGUGCAACCGCCAGAGCAGGAUUUAUCUAUAAAGUAGUGGAUCCCUCCAGGCGAGCACCACCAGGUAAAUGUAGCAUCAAGCCCUCCCCAGUAAAGAUAAAGGGAAAACUUUUUCACUUCUAUCCCAAAGAAGAAUUAGUAAUCAACAAGAAGCCAACGACCACACCUGUUCCCACAACCAUCACAAGGAAAAUCCCCCCAACCAGAAAAACAACAAGAAAAACUACAACACUGCCACCAACAACGAAAAAAGCCACGCCCUCGCCACCAACACCUGCAACGACAAGAAAAAAAAAAAAGACGGCAACAAUAAGAACAACACCAACAACAAUGGCUCGCACCACCUUGGCAGCCACUGUGGUCAAAGCUACACCCACUGGUUAUCGCACGGCUGUCUACACUGCAGCCUCCUCCUCUCGGAUUCAAACCCCAACUGCCACUUCAACAAGAAGACACAUGAGACCCCCUCAACCCCACCCCACUACCGCUUCCCGACCAUUAACCUUCCCACACCCUCCUCCUCCUCUGUCCACAAAGCAAACCUAUAAGGCUUUUACCACUGCACCUUAUCCUGAGCAUCCAAGGAGGUGGACAACCCCACGACCUCCAUAUUGGAGGCCAAAACCCACAUCCUAUAAUCCCCAGAGACCCCUGAUAAGUACCACUCAGACAAAAACACAGGAGGAGAACCUUGGGUUAGGAGAGAAGACAGACAACGCAGAGGGGCAGGAAGGUAACCAAGUGAAUAAGAGUCCCAGGGGAGGAGGCAGAGGUUAUGGUUACAAAAGAGUAAGAGGAAAUGGGAGGAUGCAUGUUGGCUCAGUUCGUCUGGUAAGCUCAGACGGUCUGUCGGACCGAGGCCGAGUUGAGAUCUUUAUCCGUGGGGAGUGGGGGACAGUGUGCGACGACCUUUUCACCACUAAGGCAGGUACAGUAGUGUGUCGACAACUCGGCUUCACAACAGCACUAGCUAUUAUAAAGAGGGCCGGGCUGGGCCAGGCGGAUCGCAGCGUCAGGAUCUACUUGGAUGACGUGGAGUGUGAGGGCAGGGAGAGGUCGCUGCUUGAGUGCAAGCGAUCCAGAGUUGGGAAGCACAACUGUUCGCACGCUGAGGAUGUGGGAGUGAUCUGUGGUUAGCGUGAUUGGGAAACGGGACCAACGGAAAGUACUCGAGAUAUACUACAAGAGUCAAAAAACUGCUUUAAGUUUUAGUAGCUACCAGAUGAAUAUUAUAUACUGUAGGUUAUUACAAAUAAUCCACUUCCUUGAAAGAUUCUUUCGACGUAUGUAUAUGCAAUCUUCAGGCCCUGUGUUGAAAACAGUGGCAGGCUGUCCAUUUGGUACUACCUGGGCCUUCAGCAGGGACUGAAAGGACCUUAAUCAACUUGUCAAUGCCACUACUUCCAGUUCGCAAUUAGAGAAACCAUUAAUACUAUUAAAAAAGAAACUACAACAGCACGCAACUGUACCAUGUACACAAUUAGAAGUACUUCACAAUCAAUAUUUAUCAAAUAACAUGACAAAUUACAAAACAUUUAAAGAAAACAUCCUACUAACCAGAGAUGCUGAUCAUCACAUUUAUUAAAUGAGUGCAGACGCGUGUUGCAAGUUGAAGAUGGUUGCAGCAAGUUUUGUUCUGACCAUCCAAUCUGAGCACAGGAAAAUCCCAAGAUCAUCGGGGGCCAACUCGAUGCGAGGAUGAACUCAAAAUCUGAUUGGCUAAAGAAGCCGUCCCCUUACUACUAUUGUUUAAGUCCAGCACUACUGAUUCUGAAGGCUCUGAGCCAAUCAGAUUUACAUGGCAGCACACAGAGGCUGAAAUCUGAUUGGACAACAAAUUAAAAACCUAUUAUCAUGAACUGAAAGCAGUGCAGCCAAGAGAAACACCACUAAAUAAAAACAGUAGACUGUUGGGAAUAAAUUCAUACAAUUUCAUGGAACAAAUAUUUAGUCAGUUCUUAGAGUGCUGAGGCCAGCAGAGACGUACUUGCUGGCCCUAACUGCUCAACACUGGCUGACAGGGGCUCCAAGGGCAUCUUCAUACCGUACUGGUAAUGACUGAUAAAUAUGUUACCAAUAAUUGUAGUAAUUAAUACAAAUUAAUGCGUUCAUUUUAACCAGCAGCUGUGUAUCGAAAGGUAUAGCUGACAAAUGUCUUCAAAGAUAGGGUAGGAAAAUGCCCACCAAUGGUUUACAGUCAAAUGCUAUCUGGGAUGAUAUAUAUACAUACACAUAUAUAUAUAUAUAUAUAUAUAUAUAUAUAUAUAUACACACACACACACACACACACACACACACACACACACAGUGGGUACGGAAAGUAUUCAGACCCCCUUAAAAUGUUCACUCUUGUUUAUUAUUAAUCAGUUUAUUUGAAAGGGGACAAUGCAAUUUCAUGAAAACACAUGAAGUACACAUGGUUAAAAAAGCCAGAAUUAGCCAGAAGGUUAGUUUUCAUCUGUAUUCCCUGUAGUUUAUAUUGCAGCCAUUUGCUAAAAUAAUUUAAGUUCAUUUUUUCCCCACAUUAAUGUACACACAGCACCCCAUCUUGACAGAAAAAACAGAAUUGUUGAUUUUUUUGCAGACUUUUAAAAAAAGAAAAACUGAAAUAUCACACAGCCAUAAGUAUUCAGACCCUUUGCUCAGUAUUUAGUCAAAGCACCCUUUUGAGCUAAUACAGCCAUGAGUCUUUUUGGGAAUGAUGCAACACGUUUUUCACACCUGGAUUUGGGGAUCCUCUCCAGUUCUGUCAGGUUGGAUGGUGAAUGUUGGUGGGCAGCCAUUUUCAGGUCUUUCCAGAGAUGCGCAAUUGGGUUUAAGUCAGGGCUCUGGCUGGGCCAUUCAAAAACAGUCACAGGAGUUGUUCUGAAGCCACUCCUUCGGUAUUUUAGCUGUGUGCUUAGGGUCAUUGUCUUUUUUGAAGGUGAACCUUUUCCCCAGUCUGAAGUUCUGAGCACUCUGGGGAAGUUUUUCGUCCACGAUAUCCCUGUACUUGGCCACAUUCAUAUUUUCUUCGAUUGCAACCAGUCUCCCUGUCCCUGCAGCUGAAAAACACACCCACAGCAUGAUGCUGCCACCACCAUGCUUCACUGUUGGACUGUACUGGACAGGUGAUUAGCAGUGCCUGGUUUUCUCCACACAUGACACUUAGAAUUAAGGCCAACAAUUUCUGUCUUGGUCUCAUCAGACCAGAGAAUCUUAUUUCUCACAAUCUUGGAGUCCUUCAGGUGUUCUUUUUUUUUUUUUUUUUUUUUAGCAAACUCCAUGCGGGCUUUCAUGUGUCUUGCACUGAGGAGUGGCUUCCGUCGGGCCACUCUGCCAUAAAGCCCCAACUGGUGGAGGGCUGCAGUGAUGAUUGACUUUCUCCCUUCUCCCGAUUGCAUCUCUGGAGCUCAGCCACAGUGAUCUUUGGGUUCUUCUUUACCUCUCUCACCAAGGCUCUUUUCCCACAAUUGCUCAGUGUGGCCGGACGUCCAGCUCUAGGAAGGGUUCUGAUCGUCCCAAACGUUUUCCAUUUCAGGAUUAUUGAGGCCACUGUGCUCUUAGGAACCUUAAGUGCAGGAGAAUUGUUUUUGUAACCUUAGCCAGAUCUCUGCUUUGCCACAAUUCUGUCUCUGAGCUCUUCAGGCAGUUCCUUUGACCUCAUAAUUCUCAUUUGCUCUGACAUGACCUGUGAGCUCUAAGGUCUUAUAUAGACAGGGGUGUGGCUUUCCUACUCAAAUCCAGUCAGUAUAAUCAAACACAGUUGGACUCCAAUGAAGGUGUAGAACCAUUUUAAGGAUGAUCGGAAGAAAUGGACAACACCCGAGUUAAAUAUAUCAGUGUCACAGCAAAGGGUCUAAAUACUUAUGGCUGUGUGAUAUUUCAGUUUUUCUUUUUUAAUAAAUCAGCAAAGAUUUCAACAAUUACGUUUUUUUCUGUCAAUAUGGGGUGCUGUGUGUACAUUAAUUAGGAAAAAAAAUAACUUAAAUGAUUUUAACAAAUGGCUGGAAUAUAACAAAGAGUAAACAAUUUAAGGGGGUCUGUAAACUUUCCGUACCCACUGUAUAUAUUUUUUUUUACAAAAUAUUUUCAGCAGGUCAAUCUUUGAAAAUGUUCUAAUGUUAUAUUGUAUUGAAAGUACAAAACAAAAUUCAAGGAAAAUUAAAAUGCUGGACAUUCUGUAUUUUUAAAGUAUUUUUUUUUCCACUUUGAAGAACGAGUGUUUGUUAUGUUAAUAAAUAUAACUGCAAAACGUA